UUUAUAUAAAUACAAGCAUAGAGCUGAGAUAAGUUUGCAAUAGAAACCCACGUUGAGAGAGUCAGAGUGAGAGCUAUAUAUAUUAUAGAGAUCUAAAGAGACACACCCAAAGAUCCAAUGGCAUGCUUAGAAAUGUUCAAUUCAGAUCAAAACCAAUGCAGCAACUUAUCUUCGACUCCACCACCAAUGAGUCCUAGAAUUUCAUUCUCAAAUGAUUUCGUAGAUACCCAACAACAACAGCAGCAACAGCAACAACAAAGAACAACAUCAGAUUCUCCAAAAGUUACUUCGAAUUUUGAAUUCUCUAUUUCAAACUUCAAUAUGAAUCAGAGUAGUGCUGAUGAAAUCUUCAGUAAGGGAAGAAUAUUACCUUUCAAGCAAGAUACCAACAAGACUACUACAUUAAGAGAUGAACUUCUUAAUGAUGAUGAAGAUGGUGAUGACGGCAGUACUUUCUCACUUAUGAGUAGACCACCUAAAGGUCCAAUCAGAUGGAGGGAUUUCUUACGUCUGAAUAAAAGGAACCACAUUUUAUCGUCAAAAAAUAAAUCUGAUCAUCAUCAUCUUAGUAAGGUUAGUGAUGGAGGUUUCACAAUGGAGAGUGUCAUUGAAGGAAAUGAGGAUGAAGAAUUACAUGUUAGCAAGAUCCCUAAGGAAGGAUUAAAAUCUACUGCUGAUGAUAAUAUAGGAACAAAUACCAGAGAAAAUGUGGAGAUUGGAAUAUAAAGCAGUUGUUGAUGAAGAACUUUGUGUAGAGAUAUUGGCGAGAGAAGUGAUUAAUUGGUAAUUUUCUGCUAAUUUGUAGAGAGAGUAUGUUUUAAUGGAUAAACUUAGCAGGGUUGUUAUGAUGAAAGGUUUGAUUAAUAAAAUUAUGGUCCUAUUAUGUGUUGAUCUUAAGAGUAUAUCUUCUUCUUUUCUAUUUUUGGUGUUUGCUUAAUUUUUAAGUAGAAGGUCAAGGUGGUGUUGUGUCUGGUUUUUCUUACUUGAAAGGUAGUAAUUACAAUCUGUUUAUAGAAUUAAUAAACUUGUCAUUGCUGUGUG
Papaver somniferum (opium poppy) is the source of this 1041-nucleotide messenger RNA. RefSeq lists its product as uncharacterized. The transcript has 2 exons. The coding region runs from base 118 to 726 and encodes 202 amino acids. NCBI's taxonomy places the organism in Eukaryota, Viridiplantae, Streptophyta, Magnoliopsida, Ranunculales, Papaveraceae. The record is from RefSeq and is a predicted model, not a curated record.